GGCCGGGCCAGGGUGACCUGGCCGCUAGGCGCUGGGAAAGAAAGCAGUGGAGCAGUUCGGAACGCGGCCUCUUCAGCAGUCAGAGCCGCCAUGCUGAGUACCACGUGCCGCAGCCUCUCCCAGGCGCUGCAGAGGCCGCACGCACUGUCUGCGGUCGCCCAGAGGUGUCUGCGGGCGCCCGGGGCCAGGUCCUACGCUGACCAGAACGAGAGGGCUGAGCAGCCCCGCACCUUCCACCCGGCGCUGCUGCAGUUCCUUGUGUGUCCGCUCUCCAAGAAGCCGCUUAGAUAUGAUGCAUCGACAAAUGAACUGAUUAAUGAAGAGUUGGGAAUAGCAUAUCCAAUCAUCGAUGGGGUCCCUAAUAUGAUACCACAGGCAGCAAGGACAACACGUCAAAAGGAGAAGCAAGAAGAAACUAAGCAGCACUAGACCUUGAUUGUUGAAAGCAUAAUUACUGAGUUCCCGUAAUACUGUUUACCUUUAAUACGGAGAAGGGGGGUGGGGCAGAACAGUGAUUCUGCCUCAACCUGUUUGACUGUUCUUCCCCUGCUCUCCCUAGCAGGAUUGUUCUGAUCUGCUUUUCUGGAGGAGAAUUUCCCACAGGGCUGCAUGGGCAGACAGGCUUUGCUUUUACAGUCUGCUCUUGCCAACUACCAUGCCAAUGUGUAUCUUCCUCCACCUUUGGAACCAGAUAGGGCUUUAAGCAUAGUUAAUACAACCACAGCCAGGAUGGCUCAUGCAUUAUUAAGAGGUCUGCAGCCACAUCUGUGAAAACUACAUAUAAACCCGUUUGGUUUAUAAAACGAUCUGUUGGUCUUCUCUCUCUCAGGCUUAUGACCAAGGAGACAGGCUAUGAAGCUUUUUCAUAAAUCCUCUAUCCUUGUCUUUUGAAGAUUUCAGUGAAAUGUCUCAAUGCAGAUUAACAGCACCCAUCAUUAGCUGAGGCCUGCUUCACACACAUUCAUUUGAAAGUUAGUCGUUUGAAAUGCUGUUUAGCGUCAAGGUCGAUGAUAAGCGUAAGAACUAAGAAAACCCUGACAUUGUAAACUUGCCUUCAUUACUUUGGCACCACAUGCUUACAUCAAUAAUAAAACAAGAUGCUCACAGUCUACCACCAAACCCAGUGUGUCGGGGGUGGAAGGAUGUCUGUUUGAAUGGAUGUUUUUAUCUCAAGAGUCCGAUAGUAAGAGAAAAUGUGAAAAUCGUUUACAUAACUACAUUGUGUUCACAGAGGCAUUUAAUAUUCAGAAUAGAAUAAUUUCCCAGGAAAGUGGGGUCCCUCCAGUAGGUAAGGUCAGCAAUGGGAAGCUGGCUAUGUCCUUCUAGGUUUAGUGUUUCAGGGUACGCUCCAGUUUUUCUUGCCCUGGAAAAUUUGAUAAGUCCUCAGGCCUUUAGCCUUAGUUUUUCUAGAACUGUAACAGAAAUGAUUGAGGAUGAUAUAGUACCUACUUUAGAAGCAUAGUGUAGACAUUUUAAUUCUUACCCUAAAGAAAGGUAAGAAUUGGUUGUAAAUUUGUUUGCACACACCCCAGCCCAAGGCCUUGUGCAUGCUAGGCAAGUGUGGCGCCACUGAAAUCCUCUACCCUUGAUUUAUUAAUCUGCUUUCUCUGUAUGUUGGGUAGGGGCAUAGCAUAGGAAUGUCACAGGACAUAUUUGUGUCUCUCUUUACACCAUUGGGUGCUAGAGCCUUAACUCAGGUGGUUUAGUUGGUGGUAAAACCUUUAUCAUCCUAAUUGUCUCAAUGGCCUUUAAUUGAUUCUUAAUAAGCCAGCCUCCUAAUCUAUAAAAGAUGUGCACGAUUCUCCCUGGGAAAGAGAAAAUUAAAACCUGUCAUACAUGUUUUCUAUUAUGUUGUCAGUUUCAUCAAGUAUAAGUCACAUUCUUAUCUGUGGCAACCUAGAGCUGAACUAGAUGACCCAGUGUCUCCAUUCCUGAAGUGGACUUUUUAACCCUGAAUUUCACAUUUAACCAACUGAAGACUGUGGACAAUGUAACUCAACAGUUUUGCUCAUAAAGCUAGUGUUAAUCUGAUAAGUCAGUUGCAGCAUUUUUAGCUUAAUCAUCUGAUAAGAUGUCAGGAUGCUGACAAGUUGUCUCUAAGUCAGUAUUUAUUCUCUCAUCAAAGAAUCUACAUGUACAAGGAACCCUGGGUGCAGCUGUUGGCAUAGUACACAGUCUUUAGUCUCAGAGCCUGGAGAGGAUGGGCAAGUAAGCCUGUCAGUAUUGACCUGAACAAGGGAGUUCCGCUGAAUCCCAGUACUUGAGAGGAGCACGGGAUCAGGAAGUCAAUUAACGACAUCCUGAACUAGAGAACCCUUUAUCAAAACCCUAUCUGAGCUCAUUAGGUCACCAAGGAAGACAAGCAAGAAAAGGAAGGUGUUUCAAUGGGAGGGGCAUUAAAAGGGUACUGGGAUAAACAUGUUCAGAACACAUUAUAUACAUGAAUAAAAACAUGACGUCUAUUGUGCAUAA
Molecule: messenger RNA, 2472 nt
Organism: Rattus rattus (black rat)
Lineage: Eukaryota; Metazoa; Chordata; Mammalia; Rodentia; Muridae
Gene: Pyurf
Product: PIGY upstream reading frame
Exons: 2
Coding region: 91-429 (112 amino acids)
Source: RefSeq, a predicted model, not a curated record